Messenger RNA from Vigna angularis (adzuki bean), 4092 nucleotides. RefSeq names its product pentatricopeptide repeat-containing protein At5g65560. Gene Ontology annotation, molecular function: protein binding. The transcript is spliced from 3 exons. The coding region runs from base 268 to 2982 and encodes 904 amino acids. Lineage: Eukaryota; Viridiplantae; Streptophyta; Magnoliopsida; Fabales; Fabaceae. The record is from RefSeq and is a predicted model, not a curated record.
UCAAAGAUGAUCAACGCAUCAAAACUUGAGUAUGUGCUUCUGCUUUCACAUUUAACACUGUUAUGCAUCUUCAUGUGCAGAGCACCCUUGGCGGAGGAUGAACCACGAUACCAAAACCUACGUGGCCCAGUUCACCGGGCCGGCCCAAUUUUUAAACCCAUCGCAUCCAUUGGAUUUUCUUCAGUUCUUCUUCCUCCUCUGUAACGUUUUUUCUGACUGCAUCAGACACCAUAGCCACCGCACAGUGUGGUUGUGUAUGGUUUGUAAAUGAAAAAAUCCCAAUCCCUGUUCCUUCUUCUGCAACAUCAGAAUCGCAAACCCUUCUCUUCCACUGCUCCUUUCCCUCACGAAACUUCUCUCCCCUCUCAAAUCUUCCUCAUUCUCACUCGCCCCCAAUGGCGAAAAGACCCUUCCCUUGAUUCCCUAAUCCCUGCCCUAACCCCUUCCCUUCUCUCCUCUCUCUUCAAUCUCAACCCCGACCCUCUCACCGCCCUAAAUUUCUUCCGAUGGAUCCGCCACAAACACUCCUUCGUCCACACCCUCCGCACCUACGAGUCCCUCCUCCUUAUCCUCGUUCGACACGGAACCCUUCGUGCCGCCGAGAAUGUCCGCAACUCUAUGAUCAAGUGCUGCGCCUCCGCACACGACGCCAGGUUUGUGCUGAAUCUCCUCCGCCGAAUGAACACCGCCCCCGAGGGUCACCAACUCUCGUUUAAGCUCUCUCUCACUUCCUAUAAUAGACUCCUCAUGUGCUUGUCUCGUUUUUCUAUGUUUGAUGAAAUGAUAAGUUUGUAUAAGGAGAUGUUGGAUGGUAACGGGGAUGACGGUGGUAAUGGAAAUGGUGAUGUUUUCCCUAACCUGAUCACGUUGAACACCAUGUUGAAUUCUUAUUGCAAACUGGGGAACAUGUCUGUGGCAAGACUGUUUUUGACUAGGUUGUUAAAAUGUGGGUUUUCUCCCGAUUCGUUUACGUAUGCUUCCUUGAUAUUGGGUUAUUGUAGAAACAAUGCUGUAGAGAGAGCUUAUAGAGUGUUUCGGAUUAUGCCGCAGGGGAGGAAUGCAGUUCCAUAUACUAAUCUUAUACACGGGCUUUGUGAAGCUGGGCGGCUUGAUGAUGCUCUUACCUUGUGGUCGCAGAUGAGGGAGGAUGGUUGUUUUCCCACGGUUCGGACUUAUACUGUUCUCAUCGGAGCAUUGUGCGAGUCCGGGAAGGAGGUGGAGGCUUUGAGUCUUUUUGGCGAGAUGGUGGAAAGAGGAUGUGAGCCUAAUGUUUAUACUUACACUGUUUUGAUUGAUUAUUUUUGCAAGCAGAGUCGGAUGGAGGAGGCGGUGGGGAUGUUAAACCAAAUGGUGGAGAAAGGCAUGGCUCCUAGUAUUGUCUCGUACAAUGCCUUGAUUGGUGGUUAUUGUAAACGGGGGAUGAUGGAGGAAGCUAUGGGGGUUUUGGGUCUGAUGGAGUCAAAGAAAGUUUGUCCCAAUGUGCAGACGUAUAAUGAGUUGAUUUGUGGUUUUUGUGAGGGUAAAAGUAUGGAUAGGGCAAUGGCUCUACUUAAUAAAAUGCUUGAGAAUAAAUUGUCACCAAAUGUUAUUACAUAUAACACAUUAAUACAUGGGCUGUGUAAAACAGGAGUUGUAGAUAGUGCAUCUCGCUUGUUUCAUUUGAUGAUUAAAGAUGGCUUCAGUCCGGAUGAGUGGACUUUUAGUGCUUUUAUAGGAUCUCUCUGUAGAAUGGGCAGGGUUGAAGAAGCUAAUCAGACCUUAGAGUCCCUCAAGGAAAAAAAUGUCAAAGUAAAUGUUCAUUUGUACACAGCUUUGCUUGAGGGAUACUGCAAAAAUGGGAAAGUUGAAGAUGCCCUAUUAUUGUUCAAAAGGAUGCUUGCAGAGGACUGUUUGCCUAACGCAGUCAUGUUCAAUGUAUUGAUAGAUGGCUUACGCAAAGAGGGUAAAAGGCAAGAUGCAAUGUUGUUGGUGGAAGACAUGAGAAAGUUUGGUGUGAAGCCCACUCUUCAUACGUAUACCAUUCUUAUUGAGGAAGAAUUGAAGGAAUUUGACUUUGGCCGAGCUAAUGAAAUUCUCAACCAAAUCAUUUCUUCUGGAUAUCAGCCUAAUGUGGUCACGUAUACUGCAUUUAUCAAGGCAUAUUGUAGCCAAGGAAGAUUAGAGGAGGCUGAAGAGAUGGUGGUCAAGAUUAAAAAUGAAGGCAUAUUGCUUGACCCCUUUAUCUAUAAUUUAUUAAUUAAUGCAUAUGGAUGCAUGGGACAACUUGAUAGAGCAUUUGGUGUUCUCAAACGCAUGUUUGAUACUGGCUCCGAGCCUUCUUAUCAAACAUACUUCAUUCUAAUGAAGCAUCUAAUCAUUGAAAAACAUAAGGAAGGUAGCAAUCAUGUGGGGCUUGAUUUAAGUAAUGUAUCUUUUAACAAUGCAGAUAUAUGGAAUAAAAUUGAUUUUAAAAUCACUACCAUGCUCUUUGAGAAAAUGGCAGUAUGUGGCUGUGUGCCCAAUCUUAACACUUACAGCAAGCUUAUUAGAGGAUUUUGCAGAGUAGGACGUUUGGACAUAGCCUUCAGUUUGUAUCAUGAUAUGAGGGGAAGUGAAAUCUCUCCCUCUGAAAGUAUUCAUAAUUCUCUUCUUAGCAGUUGUUGCAAGUUGGGAAUGUUUGUGGAAGCAGUGACACUGUUAGAUUCUAUGAUGGAAUGUGGUCAUUUAGCACAUCUGGAAUCAUAUAAGCUUCUUAUUUGUGGGCUGUUUGAACAAAUGGACAAAGAAAAGGCUGAAGCAGUUUUUCAUAGUUUACUACGUUGUGGGUAUAAUUAUGAUGAAGUGGCUUGGAAAAUUCUAAUUGAUGGCUUCGCUAGGAAUGGAUAUGUUGAUCAAUGCACAGAAUUGCUGAGCAUUAUGAAGAAGAAUGGCUGCCAUUUACAUUCUGGGACAUGCUCUAUGUUAACGCAGGAACUGAAAAGAGUUGAAGAAAAUGAUUGUUAAUUUUUCCCUGGAAUGGAACGGUUACAUUUCUUUUUAUAAAUAUCACCUAAUGUCUCUGCAAUACACUUUGGUGCUUUAUUUUUGUGUUGAUAAACUAUUGAAUUCUGCGAGUGGAUAUUUGCUUGUCUGCUCUGGUGCUGCAAGUGGAUAACUAUUGGAUGUUGGUAACCGUCUUAUCCUUUAUAUUGCAGUGCUUUGUGACAUACCUGACAAAGAUGAGACCAAGCCUACACCAAAAGCAACUGCACCUGUACCCUUUUUUGAAGGUACUGAUUGUUGCCCCUUCUAUUUUUUCACAGGUUUUCUAUUGUACUUCCUGAGCUUUAAUUUCAGGAUCAAGUUCCAGUAAAAAAUCUGUUGGUAAGAGGCGUGGAAAUGUAAUCUGGAAAAUUUAAUUUAUUCCAGUGAAUUAGGCUGAUUUACGUUUCUUAGAAUUAGGUAGAUUAAUGUGAUUUUUUAUUUUUAUAAUUUAUUCCCUUUUUUUCUCAAUUCGGUGAGAUGAAGAUGUCUGUAAAUAAGUACCAUAUGUAAUAUCUCUAAACACAAGUCAGAAAUACAACUUAGAUUUUUUUCCUUUCCUUUCAAUUCUUUCUUUUUGCAUGCAUUGGAGGGGUACCAUGUACUGUGACCUGUUCCAUCUCCACUUAACUGCUGAGCUCCCUGCUCAUGCCCUUAUCAUCUCUUCUAUGCAGCUGUUUUGUUUUGUUAAUUGAUGGACAUUUGCUACUCUUUGGCUCUAGCUGUUUUGUUCUAACCUCGUUCGGUCUUUGGAUCUCUCGCAAAAUUCCACAUGUUUGGCUGCUACUCAGUUUCUGUCUGAUAUAACUACAUUUGGCUCCUUUAUUGUACCCUAUUUUUACUGGCUUCCUUGCAGCAUGGUAUCCUUUUCCACUGUCUUAAUUGCAGCAUUUAUCACCUUCAUAGGCUGUCUACAUUGUAGGCAUUUAGCUGCAGUCUUCAGUGUUGUUUCACCUCUGAUAAAAAAGAAAACAUUGUUAGAAGAUUCAGGAAAAAAUUUCCAGUGAGAGGUAGACUGGUUUCCUUGUAUUUGAAUAAUUUUCAUUGUCUUCUAUACUCUAUUAGUUGAUAUGAAGAAAUUUGUAAAGGCCA